AUGGAACCCAACAAUUCAAUCAAUCAAAUCGACAAUCGCAUCGACGAUGAUGGUGAUCAGAACUCAUUUCCAAUCGAUUCAACACAAGUAAUCACACCAAUCGAUUCAACACAACUAAACCCUCUUUCCGAAUCAUCAGUUCUAGGGCUUUUUCUCCUUGCUCAUACGUUCUCAUACGAUAUUCAAAACCUCACUGAGUCUCUCCUUCUCGAAAUCCUCGCAAGAUUGCCCCUGAAAUCAAUUUUUAGGUUCAAAUGUGUUAGCAAACACUAG
This is a messenger RNA of Lactuca virosa, 273 nucleotides long. The record is from the annotation of a GenBank genome assembly. NCBI's taxonomy places the organism in Eukaryota, Viridiplantae, Streptophyta, Magnoliopsida, Asterales, Asteraceae.